AACACAAAGAAAUGAGGAAGGUUUUUAUCUAAGUCAGUAAACCUUGUGAAGUCUCACUCCUGCUGAAGGCCGACRACAGUGAACAUAGGAGCAAUGACAGGGCAGCCGGAUAAGAGCAACGUGAAUAAUUUAUGCAUCUACUUUAUUCUUCUUUUCUCGGGAGCAUUUCAMAUUUGUGCACAAAAGGAUCACAGACUUUGUCAUUCUGUUGGGUGCUUUGACUCGGGCGAGACCCUGCUAUAUUUGUCACUGGAUAAUGAUGAAGUCUUCUACGCAGACUUUAGAGAUGGAGUUCUUGUUUGGGACAACAAAAUACCAUCAAUUCUACAUGUUGAAUAUGCCUACAAAUAUGCCAAAACACACCAGUUCUUAUGUAAAAGUGCUAUUGCUAAAUGGAGACCAGACUCGACAGCAACAAGGGAUAAAGACCCACCGGUUGUGGCUAUUUACCCCAGAGAUGAAGUGACUGAGGAGGAAGAAAACACCCUCAUCUGUUUCAUCAACAACUUUUUUCCUCCUUCGCUUAAAGUCACCUGGACUAAGAAUGACAAACAAGUGAAAGAGCAAGACCCUUUCAUCGAAACUCUGUCCAACUCUGACGGGACGUUUCAUGUCUUUUCCUACCUGAACUUUGUUCCAAAACAAGGAGACAUUUACAGCUGCUCGGUGGAGCAUGAAGCACUGGAGGAUCCAAAAACCAGGUUUUGGGAGGUUGAAAUAAAUCACGCCAGUAUUGCUCCAGCUGUCUUCUGUGGACUUGGCCUGACUUUUGGACUUCUUGGAGUUGCUGUGGGGACUUUUUAUCUAGUGAAAGGAAGCCAAUAUCACGAAACAUUACACUCUGCUUAGAGGUUGUUCAUGUACUCUGUAAAAUAUAUAAUGCUCUUAUAAAAUUGUCCUUUUCGCUUUGGCUGCAUAUUAGAAAUCUCCAAUAGGCACUUUUCUUAAAACAUGUUUGUCUUCUUGUUGUGUGAACACAACACAAAUGGCGGGGUAUUAACAGAAAACUCCCUAGCGAAAACUACCAAUCCAGCUGGGAUUUUAAUUUUGUAAAAUUUCUUACCAUGAAUAUUYAUGUUAAGAUACCAAUGCAUGCUUACYGCCAUAUUUUUUAUUCUGCAUUUUUUAUUUUAAUGACAAUAACAAUAUGUCCCUUGAAAUGUAUGUUAAGUAAAGCAUUUUAAUUUUGCUAUUAUUGUUCUUAAUGACCCCAAAAAAGCACAAACAACAAGAUCCAAAACAGGGGAACUGUACUUUUGAUGAAAAUCAUCUUAGUAA
Molecule: messenger RNA, 1278 nt
Organism: Poecilia reticulata (guppy)
Lineage: Eukaryota; Metazoa; Chordata; Actinopteri; Cyprinodontiformes; Poeciliidae
Product: H-2 class II histocompatibility antigen, A-Q alpha chain-like
Source: RefSeq, a predicted model, not a curated record